This is a messenger RNA of Fusarium oxysporum Fo47, 510 nucleotides long. RefSeq lists its product as uncharacterized. The record is from RefSeq and is a predicted model, not a curated record. Bases 1 to 510 code for a protein of 169 amino acids. Lineage: Eukaryota; Fungi; Ascomycota; Sordariomycetes; Hypocreales; Nectriaceae. The transcript has a single exon.
AUGAUUUUUGGCUUUAAUUUCUCAGUUCGAAUUGGAGAGCAUGGCUACAGCGAGGCACGGAACGACAUUAAGGGAGUACUUUUCACCAUUUACGAGAUCAUUACUCGCGACGAAACACUGCGUGCCAUUCGGCACGAGGAGCAACACGUCCUGGAAAUCGAACAGAAGGAUUGGAUCCAGCAUUCAGAUGUCCAACUUGACCGCCCAGUCUCGGAGUUUAGCGAGGUCCUCAGAGAGUGGCCUGAAAAGCGUCGCAGAGGCAAACAGAUCACUGCCUACAAAGACGCGCCCGACUUCAUCGAUUGGCCCGAUACUCCUCAACCGCCGCCUUCCGAAAUGGUUUACUACGACGGCAAGCGUACUACCGAGCUUAAAGUGCUCUGGAGCACGGAGAGAAAAAGGUUGUCAGAUAAAGGCAAGACGGUUCUGAACUGGCAACGGCCGCCGCAGUGCAAGCUUAAACCUGGGGAGAGGAUUCCGGAGACUGGCGAAUUUAUUACGCGGGCCUGA